Aspergillus sclerotioniger CBS 115572 is the source of this 1046-nucleotide messenger RNA. RefSeq names its product 60S ribosomal protein uL6. The record is from RefSeq and is a predicted model, not a curated record. The transcript has 5 exons. Gene Ontology annotation, biological process: cytoplasmic translation. Bases 1 to 579 code for a protein of 192 amino acids. Gene Ontology annotation, molecular function: structural constituent of ribosome; rRNA binding. NCBI's taxonomy places the organism in Eukaryota, Fungi, Ascomycota, Eurotiomycetes, Eurotiales, Aspergillaceae. Gene Ontology annotation, cellular component: cytosolic large ribosomal subunit; ribosome.
AUGCGGUACAUUUACUCCGAGGAACGGCUGCCCAUCCCCGAGAAUGUGAAGGUUCACAUUCGCUCGCGCAUUGUGACCGUUGAGGGACCCCGAGGCAAGCUCGUCAAGGACCUCUCCCACAUCGCUGUUACCUUCGGCCGCCCCGAGAAGAAUGUCAUCUCCAUUGAGAUGCACCACGGUGUCCGCAAGGGAAUCGCUUCCCUUCGUACCGUCCGUACCCUCAUCAACAACCUGAUCAUCGGUGUUACCAAGGGCUUCAAGUACAAGAUGCGCUACGUCUACGCUCACUUUCCCAUCAACGUGAACAUUGAGAAGAACUCCGAGACCGGCCUCUACGACGUCGAGAUCAGAAACUUCUUGGGUGAGAAGUACGUCCGCCGUGUGACCGCCCAGCCUGGCGUUGAGGUCAUUACCUCCCCCAACGUCAAGGACGAGCUCCAGCUCUCCGGUAACUCCCUGGAGGGUGUCUCCCAGAGUGCUGCCGACAUCCAGCAGAUCUGCAGAGUCCGCAACAAGGAUAUCCGUAAGUUCCUUGACGGUCUGUACGUGUCGGAGCGGGGUAACAUUGUCGAGGAGUAAACGGUGGUUGUCCGCCCUGGUGGGUAGUGAAGGAUGUCUGGAGAAUCUCUUUUUCGCCUACUUGCAUAGGGAAGCAACGCGGAAUUUAAAACCAAAAUCAUGGAAUUCAAAUGCCCCUUUACGUGUCCACGGGUCGGGAUGGCUCUGUUCCUCCACCGGGGAGAGAGUGGUGUGUAGACAAAGAAAGAAAAGGUCGGAUUUUUUUUUUCUCUUGUGGCGAACAAUUCAAUAUCCGCUUGUCGUUCUUCCACUGCUUCGUCGGAGGUGUAGUGUAGGGAUCCGUUCGUGUUCAUGUUCGCGGAGGUAUUGCGGGGAACCACCGUUGCGAUCAUGUCAUCCAUCAUCCAUCAUCCAUCAUCCAUCAUCCAUCCAUCCUCCAGCCUAUUCAUCGUCUCUCCCGACUCACCCAUGCAUUGUCCAUCGGUUCCUUCUUGCCCCCCCUCAAUCCCCCACACCCGAUUUUUCUU